AAGAGAUCCCCCAAGAAAAUAAUAUCCGAUACCCGGCACAACCGUAGCCCUGCACUUUAGCAACACAUCCGAACCGAUGGAUGCUUGGGUCAAAGUGAGAGCAGUGAUGAAGGCGUGAGGGACAGAAAACAGAUCUGCGCACAUUUGGGUCACAGACUGGAGCGACGGUGGGAAACACCAAUCACGUGAAUAACAAACACCCAUGCCAUUGGAUAGAGUCGCACUGGUUUGUUGGCUUUGAAUCCACAAAAUGCAGAAAGCAACAUAUUACGAUAACUCUGGACUUUUUGGAGGCUACACCUACCCCAAACCAGACUCUUACAACUACGGACCCGCACAUCAUUCCUACCCUACUCCUAACAUUGAGAAUGACUACCAGGGCUCUGUGUGUCCCAUCCAGACCUCUGCUGUCCGGCCCCCAACUCUCAAGGACAGUGACCUGAAUGGAGACUGCAUGCGGCAAAGCAGCAGCCAAAGCAACAGCAGCAGCAGCCAGGCCACGAGCAUUGUGGAGCAGCAGGCACCUCCACUGUCUGCAUCAUCUCCCGGCUCCAACAGCUCUACAUCACAGAAGAAGAAAUCUCCAUCCGGCAGCGCGUCAAACGCCGCAACACCAGCUCUCACAAAGCAGAUAUUCCCCUGGAUGAAAGAGACCCGGCAAAACUCGAAGCAGAAGAGCAACAACUGCACCACCGCAGGUGGCGAGGUGAGUGAUGAGAAGAGUCCACCGGGUCCAGCCUCCAAACGGGUCAGAACUGCUUACACCAGCGCACAGCUUGUGGAGCUGGAGAAGGAGUUUCACUUUAACCGCUAUCUGUGUCGCCCUCGGAGAGUGGAAAUGGCAAAUCUGUUGAAUCUCACCGAGCGCCAAAUAAAGAUCUGGUUUCAAAACAGGAGGAUGAAAUACAAAAAGGACCAGAAGUCUAAAGGGCUGGCGCACUCUCCCCUGGGACACUCUCCGGAUAGAAGCCCGCCGCUGAGUGGCCCAAAUCACAUUGGAUACUCUGGCCAGCUCCAAAACGUGAACAGCUUCAGCUAUGACGCGCCCUCGCCCCCAUCCCUCGCCAAACCCCAGCAAAACAUGUACGGUUUGGCCGCGUACACGGCGCCCUUGGGUGGCUGCAUCCCACAACAGAAGAGGUAUCCGGGUUCCGAGUACGAACACCACGGCAUGCAGAGCAACGGCAGCUUUGCCAACGCCAAUUUGCAAGGCAGCCCCGUUUAUGUGGGUGGGAAUUUUGUUGAUUCCAUGCCAGCCUCGGGCCCCAUGUUCAACCUCGGCCAUCUUCCCCACCCAUCAUCCACCAGUGUGGACUACAGCUGUGCCGCUCAGAUCCCAGGAAACCACCAUCAUGGACCCUGUGAUCCCCAUCCCACAUACACAGACCUCACGUCUCAUCAAGCGUCUCAGGGAAGGAUUCAGGAAGCGCCUAAACUCACGCAUUUGUAAUGUGUUUUUUGUGCGUGUGUGUGCGCGCGCGAGUGUGUGUGUGCGCCGAAAUUAUGUUGCGCUCUUUUUAUUACCUCACUAGUCUAAUAAGUACAC
This is a messenger RNA of Monopterus albus (swamp eel), 1546 nucleotides long. RefSeq names its product homeobox D3a (gene hoxd3a). NCBI's taxonomy places the organism in Eukaryota, Metazoa, Chordata, Actinopteri, Synbranchiformes, Synbranchidae. Bases 251 to 1450 code for a protein of 399 amino acids. Gene Ontology annotation, biological process: embryonic skeletal system morphogenesis; anterior/posterior pattern specification; regulation of transcription by RNA polymerase II. The transcript has 4 exons. The record is from RefSeq and is a predicted model, not a curated record. Gene Ontology annotation, cellular component: nucleus. Gene Ontology annotation, molecular function: DNA-binding transcription factor activity, RNA polymerase II-specific; RNA polymerase II cis-regulatory region sequence-specific DNA binding.